This is a messenger RNA of Nymphaea colorata (pocket water lily), 882 nucleotides long. RefSeq lists its product as uncharacterized. NCBI's taxonomy places the organism in Eukaryota, Viridiplantae, Streptophyta, Magnoliopsida, Nymphaeales, Nymphaeaceae. The record is from RefSeq and is a predicted model, not a curated record. The transcript has 2 exons. Bases 184 to 657 code for a protein of 157 amino acids.
AAUUAAUUUUGAAUCGUCGUUGUCUCUGUGGAAGGCCGUGUCCCUUUUGCUGGAGGAAGCGUGAUACCUGACAAGACCUCACAUAAAAAGACGAGCCCUGUUCCAUUUCGAACGGUCGGACCAAGAGCACUGCUGCUCAGCCUGAUAGAGGGAGAAGAGAGCGAGAGAGAGGUGGAGGAGGAGAUGGGGAGGGUUGGUUUGGCAUGGAAACUCUUGCUGGUGACUGUGCUUGUCGCCGCAGGUGUUGCACGAGCAGCCGGCCGUGGUCUUGCCGUUCCAGCGAUGAGGGGCCCCGGCUUUCUGUAUACAAUGAGCAGGGGUAGAUGUACGCCAGAAUACUGGAGCAGCAGGCGAGAGGCGUGGCCGAAGAUGGUGCCUCUAUCGUCGUCGGUGUCGAAGAUUUUCGGAUGGCAGACACUGGAGAGGUACCAGUCUGAGCUCACCCUGCUGGAGGCGACUAACCGGAACGACGACAACAACGCGUUCGUGCACCUGCUCAGGGAGUCCUCGGCAGCGCUCCUCAACUCCUACUCCCGGAAGGGCUUUCCCUACCCUUCCUGGAAAGUGAAGUCGCUUCUCCUCCAAGGAUUGGUCUCCGAAAGGGCAGCCACGGAGCAGGCUUCUCGCUUGUCUGCGGCCAACCAGGACUGUGAUUAGGGCGGGAGUGUUGGGACAUUUUUUACCUUUAAAUCCUGAUGGGUAGCGGCGUGGGAAAUCGCUCUUCUUAGGUAAUACUCCAUGAUAUUUGCCUGUACAUUCUGGUUUUCUUCUUGUGGGCUUUUGUUGUCUUGGAAGUUGUUGUCAGUCAUUGUGAUGAAGAAUGGUGUGAACCAACCCGUCCUUAAACGGGAUAGAUAAUCUGCAGUUCAAGCUUGCUGUGAA